Molecule: messenger RNA, 255 nt
Organism: Lactuca virosa
Lineage: Eukaryota; Viridiplantae; Streptophyta; Magnoliopsida; Asterales; Asteraceae
Source: the annotation of a GenBank genome assembly
AUGGGUGAUAACAAUUGCGCCUUCCAAGCCACUCAGUCAACGCUGCCUCUAAUUCCUGCUCCAAGGAUUGUUCAAAUCAAUGAAGGUUCUCCCACCCGGAAACCUAAUGAGAUUCCUGAAGAGCCUCUGAUUCCUCCUCCAUCCGAGUUAUUCAUCAAUGAAUCAGGUCAUCAAAUCAUCUCCUUCAUUUUUGAAAAAGGUAACAACUCCCAAGCAAAGGCAAAAAGAUUGCUACAGAUUCGGACAGCCCAGUGA